This is a messenger RNA of Nerophis lumbriciformis (worm pipefish), 3144 nucleotides long. The record is from RefSeq and is a predicted model, not a curated record. Lineage: Eukaryota; Metazoa; Chordata; Actinopteri; Syngnathiformes; Syngnathidae.
AUGGGGACUUUCGUGACCCUGGCAGAAGUGCUAGAGGCCAGGGGUUCACCACUAGAUGAGGACGAGGUCUGGUGUCUACUGCUUGUCACCACCGAGGCCUUAAUGGAUGUUUCCAAGAAAGGGUCUGGCAACAUAUGUGGUGUGCUCAGCCCUGGCUCGGUGCUACUGUCCGCUAAUGGGCGUAUGGCCUUUAAAAGCUGUGGGCGAAAUGAUGAUGUGGCCUCCUUUGUGGCCCCUGAAGUCAUUCAGGGUCACACCAGAACCUCAACGGAAAAGUCCCUUGUGUACUCACUAGGUAUGACUUUUUACUGGUGUGUGGAUUAUCAGCUACCUCAAAACCAGCCUGUGCAACUAAGUGGAGAGUUGGAGGGUUUACUCUUUAGCAUGUGCGAGGACACAUUGGUGAGACGGAAUGAUCUGUUGACGGUGCUAGAGACCUGCGAGCUCCACCACAAGACCUAUAUGCUUCCUCCAGCCGAGCGGCUUGUCAAGCAACUGGUAGAAGACAUCUACAGAAACUCGGUCAAUCCUGUGCUGACGACAGAAAAUGGAACCCUGCUGAGGGACCGCAGUCAGCUCAUCAGAGACAAGUUACACAGGCGGUCUUUUUGUAAUGCUACAUGGGUGACAAAAAAGAAGAUCUCUCGAACAUUCUCAGGAGCAUCCUAUACACCUGAGUCCACAGGGAUUCCCUCGGGAUGUCAACGCACAGAGAGUAAUGGGAGCUGGCAGGCGUUCAAUCGCAAUGUCUGUAGCCCUUACCUGGAUGGAGGCCGACGCGCUAACUCUAGAUUUCUAACACAGUUUGCGUCAACAAUGAGUCUAAAUGAGAAGAAAAUGAAGGACAUGGGUCCAGAAUUUAUUAGAAUGUCAGAUGAGCCAGUAGUUGUCCUGGAGCUGCCUGGAUCCAUUUUGUCAAAAAAAGGGAAAUCUCCUAACACACAAAGAGAGCUGACAGUGGUGAUGCCAAACGGUCAGAACAUAGCCAUCAAGUGUGAGGUGAAAUCCAGAGGUGGAGACGUGUUUGAUAUGAUUGUCGCUCAUGCCAACCUUGUGGAACACUUUUACUUUGGCCUUGCUUAUAUUGAUGAUAAUGAGUUUUUCUUUGUGGACAACGAUACCAAGAUCUCCAAAGUUGCUCCAGAUAGCUGGAAGAAAGUGCCUUCGACAACGUUUAUCCUUUUCUUCAGGGUCAAAUUCUUUGUCAAUGACAUUUCUACUAUUUUGCACAAACAGACCCACCACCAGUACUACCUCCAACUCAGAAAAGACCUCUUGGACGACAGAUUGUCAUGCCACGAGGAGACAGCUCUGUACCUCGGAGCUCUAGCCUUGCAGACAGAGUAUGGUGACUGCAUGCCUGAGGUGUAUGGUAGAAACUACUGUCGCCCUGAUCAAUAUGUCCCCAAAAGUGUUAUCGAGAAACGUGCCUUGCCUUAUAUUCUUGGAGAAUUGCAACGACUCCAUUCUAACAAUGCCCAAAUGCUCACAGAGGAAUCCGAACUUGAGUUCCUCAAGGUGUGUCUACAAUUGCCUGAAUACGGUGUUUUGUUCCACCGUGUGACGCGUGAAAAAAAGCCUGUAGAAGGAGAGAUUAUCCUUGGAGUUUGUGCCAAAGGCGUUAUUGUCUACGAAGUGAAAGAUGGCUCCCGAAGCACCAGCCAGGUUUUUUAUUGGAGGGAGACAGCCACUAUUUCCUCGAAUAGGCAUAAGUUCACAAUAGAGUGCCGAGCCAGUAAGAAGAAACACACCUUUAUUACGGAGACGUCAAAAAUAGCCAAAUACCUGUGUAACCUCUGCUCAUCCCAGCACAAGUUCAACAAUGAAAUGAAUUCUCGCCAGCUCAGUCACAGCAUGGUCUCAGAAAGUCACAAUAAACAAGGCUCUUCAUCAGAGAGAGAGGUCAUUUGUGUUUCCCUCAAGAAAGACCCUAAGCUUGGCCUUGGCAUCAUGAUUGUGGGAGAGGACACAGUCGGACGUUAUGAACUGGGCAUUUUUAUUGCCUCAGUAGUGCCCGGGGGUCCUGCGGAUAAGGAUGGACGAAUCCGACCAGGUGGUCGCCUGAUCUCUCUGAACCACAUCAGCUUGGAAGGCGCCACCUUCAGCGAGGCAGCAGAGGUCAUGCAGAGCAGCCCAGAGGAGGUGCAGCUCAUUAUCUCACAGCCAAAAGCUCCCCAGACUCCAAACACUCUGCGACCUUCUGCAUUGAGAAAUUAUGAGUCACAAAGCACGUUGAUGGCUUGCGGGCAGUUAAGCGACAGCCUGGAUGAGAUCGUCUCUGUCAUGAUGGAGCCAAAGAUCAGCAACAGACUACACCCUCCUCAAGAAGUCCGCAUUCUAAAUGCACAGGAUGGCUGCUCACUUUCUUCCUAUGUAAACUGUGUGAGGUCAGAAGAGAACACAGUGAAGCUAAAGAAAGUAGCUGGGAGUCUGGGCAUCAGCAUCACUGGCGGGGUCAACACGAAUGUUCCCAAUGGUGGAAUCUACAUCAAAAGCCUUGUACCAGGAGGGUCUGCUGAGAGGGAUGGGCGCAUACAUGCAGGUGAUAGAAUAUUAGAGGUUGAUGGAAUCAGUUUUCAAGGUGUCAGCUAUGAGCAAGCUGUGGAGUGUCUGGGCAAAACUGGGGAGAUGGUGACUUUAACUGUGGAGAGUGCACCAAUGAGCUUUCCUAGGGUUUCUCUUAGCACCUACACCGACACUAGUGAACCCAUUCAUGAUAUUGAUGUCGCUACCAGGCACCUCAGGAUCAACAGCGUCUCAUCCGUGAGCGCCGCUUCCCACAUAAUCUGUGACCGACCCAGGGAUUACAAUUUUGUUACCGAAGAAAAUACACAGGAAGUCACUCUGACUAAGAACGCAAAUGGUCUGGGCUUUAGUUUCGUUAUGUGUGAGUUGGACCCACCCAUUCCUGACUUCGGAAGCCUGAUCCGGAUAAAGGAGCUUUUCCCCGGCCAGCCGGCCCAAUUGAGUGGUAGGAUCAAUGAGGGAGAUGUCCUUUUGGCUAUCAAUGGCCUGUCACUCAAGGAGCUGUCUUAUCCAAAAGUACUAAAGCUGUUCAAGACGUCACCCCAUGAAGUCCGAUUGACGCUCUGUAGGCCUUCACCUGGAGUCCUUCCGUCUAUCCAUGAGCUUACAGGAACAUGA